CUCUGCUUAUUUACAUAAAGGAAAAUUCCCUCUCUUUUCUCUGUUUGUUUUCCUUAGCCACUUCUCCCCUGAGUCACGCAAGUGUUCCUGGGAAAAAGAGGUCAUCUCAUUCCUUUUGUUUCUAUUUCACCGUCACAUUCUAUAAUAUUAGGUAUAUGCAUUCAAUAUUUUCAAAGUCUAUUUGAUCAGUCUCCCUUUUUGCGGUUUCAACCAUUCAAAGCUCUGGUUUCUUGAUUCUCCGGCGAGUCUAUUACUGAAUUGUUUUCUUUAUUCAGGUGCAGUAUUGUAGAAGAUGGUUUCAGGCGACGCCUCUCUUCCAAAUAGGAGGACUAGACAACAAUUUUUAAAUUAUUGUGUGGAGUUUAUUGAGAAGCGGAAGAGAUUGACUCAAAAUGGUAAUCCUGCUCAGUCUUCUAGUUCUUGUUCUGUGAAUAUUGGAGACGAUGUGAGUUGUGGGAUGAAAAGAAUAAAGGUGGAAGAAACCACAGCUUGUGGUGGAUCGGGUGACAAGAGAGAAAUGGGAACUAUAGUGAGAAGUCUGGAAAAAGGAAAAAAGAAGCUGGACAAUGGGAAGAGGAAGUUCAGUCCAGGAACUUGUGAGUUCAUUACGAAACGUCCUUUCAUUGAGGAAAUAUCUGAUUCUGAUGACGACACUGAUGAUGAUUCAAAGGAGGAGGAGAGUGAUUCUGAUGUUGAUAUCCUUGGUGACGGUGCUGCAGACUCUAUUGCAAAUAUUGGAUCAGGUUCAGGAUCUUGGUCCAAUGCGGGCUCUGUUGGGUUAACGAGUCCUAUGUUGAAUGCAGCAGACGAGGUUAUUUCAUCUACCUCAAGCAUGUGUAAGACAACAGGGAAGACAACAGGGCCUAGUGAGCAGCGGGAAUCAGAGGAGUUGAUGGAUCUUGAGAAAUCAGAGGACUUUGUUGAUUCUUUAAAAUCUCAACAAGAGUUCACUGAUACAACAGAUUCUUCUGAGUCGGAAUCUGAAGCAACAAGUGAUGAGGACGCUGAUGACCCCAAAGAUAAGGAUUACCGAGUGAAUGAAAGAUCAAGUUCUAGUCAAUCUGAUGAUAUAAAAAGUGAUUUUGAUGAUGACUAUGAUGGAAGAAAGGAGUCAGAAGAUGAUGAUGAUCUGAGUUCUCCUAUAGAGAAUCAAAACAAUGAAGGAAAAGGAUUUGAUGAUUUCAGAAAUGAUUCUGAUGAUGACUAUGAUGGAAGAAAGGAAUCAUCUUUGAAUUGUUUUGCAGAACAGAACACUGAAAAAGGAAAAGGAUCUGAUUAUGUCACAAGUGGUUUUGAUAAUAACUCUGAUGGAAGCAUGGAAUCAGAAGAUGAUGAUCUGAGCUGCCGUAUAAAGCAAAAAAAUAAUGAAAAAGAAAAAAAGGAUUCGAAUAGGGGGCUAAUACCUCAGCUUUCUGUUGAGGAUGAAAAGCACAGAGGACGAGCAUAUCUUAUUCGGCCAAGUUCACUUUCUAUGUUCGUAAAGAAGAAAUUAAGUCAUGGGAGUUGUAGUCGCCCGGUUCUUCUUAGUGAUGACGAGGAAUGUAAAUCCUCGUCUGAAAAAGACAGUGAGGCUGACGAUCCAGUGCAAAAGGAUGUUGUUAAACAGGAUAGAAAGACUCGGAAGAAGGUUCUUAAAGAAUCUGAAUUUCUGAGGUUUGUUGUUGAUUCCAUAAUAAAUGGUGAUGAUCAGGAUAAACUUACUUCCCCUGAAAAGAAGGGACAGGUACCUGUCAAAGAAACGCUUCCUUUGAUAUUCCGGUUUGAAGACGAGGAACCUCUCCUCCCCGAGAAAGAAGAAUGGCAAAAAGAAAUUGAAAAUCUUUUUGCUGAAAAGGACAUGUGUACCUUAGAAUCAGGUAUUGGCUUCACAAAUCCAUCUGUAUUGCCAGUGCAAGGAUCAAAAGUUAAUGACUGUCAGAUGGGGAACCACAAUCUUGCUCUAGAUGAACAAAUUGGACUCAUAUGUAAAGUUUGUUCACAUGUGCAUUUGGAGAGCAAGUACAUCUUCCCUCCUUUUGCUGAGAGAACCCGAGGAAGGUAUGGAAGAAAGUAUUUUGGAGAGUCAUCAUUGCUCUUGGAUGUUGACGGCUUUAGAUAUUAUGAUUCUUCCACAGUCCAUGAUUCUGCUAUUUACGUGGAAGGAACUGUGUGGGAUUUAGUUCCCAUGAAUGCCAAAGCAACUAUGUAUCUCCACCAGCGCGAAGGAUUUGAGUUUAUGUGGAAAAAUAUUGCUGGAGAUAUAAUCCUUGAAAAGUUGAAAGAGCCUCUAUCUGGUAAUAGGGGAGGAUGCAUAAUCUCACAUCCACCCGGCACUGGAAAAACCCGCCUGACCAUAGUAUUUCUUCAGGCAUUUCUGAAGCAGUUUCCAAAGUGUCGGCCUGUAAUCAUAGCUCCGUCCAAUUUGCUUCUUAACUGGGAAGCCGAGUUCCAGAAAUGGGAGGUGGACAUUCCCUUCCACAACUUGAACAGCAAAGAUUUCUCUUUUCAGGAAGAUGAAGCUACUGUUAGUGUCUUCCACUGUUUAUCCCGUGCUGGGAAAAAAGAUCCACACCUUAUACGUAUGGUGAAGCUGAGAUCCUGGGCUAAAAGUAAGAGUGUUUUGGGAAUCAGCUAUGACUUGUUCAGGAUUCUCACAGGAGAAGAUGGAGAUGGUUACUCUAAAGAGAUUCGAGAAAUACUUCUUAAAUUACCUGGUCUUGUGGUUCUUGAAGAAGGACACACUGCUCGUAAUGAGCAAAGCCUUGUAUGGAAGGCUUUGAAUAAGGUUGAAACAGAGAUGCGCAUACUUUUAUCAGGAACGCCCUUCCAGAAUAACAUCAAAGAGUUGUACAACACUCUCUGCGUGGUUAGUCCACGGUUUGCUGCAGAUUUGGAGCAGAAAUGGGCUUCUCUUAGAAGUUCCAUUGACAAGGAUGUCCGAGCACUGGAAGAGCUUAGGGAUAUCAUUUCACCACUAGUCCAUAGAUGUAGUGAAAAUGUUAAGAAGGAAAGCCUUCCUGGUAUAAGGGACACCGUGAUACACUUGAGGCCCACAGAUUUGCAGGAGGAGUUGCUAAAGAGAAUUCCAGAGAACCCAGGCUCCUUUUAUGAACAAAAUCUUGUGUCUCUGAUCUCUGUUCAUCCUUCAUUAGUGGCAAAAAGGAAUAAGUUCUCUGACUUAGAAAGCCAGCUAAAAGAAAGAGGAUGUCGAUUGAAUCCAAAUACUGGAGUAAAAAUGAAAUUUGUUGUGGAGCUAAUCAGACUUUGUGAUGGCUUGAAGGAAAGGGUUAUAAUAUUCAGCCAGUUACUUGAUCCUCUAAACCUGAUCAAGGAGCAACUCAAUUCUCUCUUUAACUGGACUUUAGGCCGAGAGAUUCUUUAUAUGGAUGGGAAACUUGGUGUAAAGCAGCGGCAGAUAUCAAUAAAUUCCCUUAAUGACCCUAAGAGUGAUGUCAAAGUGCUUCUUGCAUCGAUAAAAGCCUGUUCAGAAGGAAUAAGUCUUGUAGGGGCUUCAAGAGUAGUUUUGCUUGAUAUUCUCUGGAAUCCCUCAGUAGAGCAGCAAGCGAUCAGCCGAGCUUACCGGAAUGGUCAGACCAAAGUUGUGCAUGUUUACUGUCCAGUGACAUCAAAAUGGGAGGUUGAUAAGAUCGAACAACAGAUGAGAAAAAAAUAUCAUUCUGAUAUACUUUUGUCUAGGAAUGAAGUAAAUACUUGCAAGACGAAUCCUUCAUGCUCUGUGUCAGAUGAUAACAUACUAGAAGCCAUGGUUCAACAUGGGAGCCUCCGUCAUAUGUUUGAAAAACUAUCUCAUGCACCACGUGUGGUGCCUAUGACAUGCUUUAAUUCUUGUAACCAACCUUAAAAAGAGGCAGUUAGUUUUGCGAAUUUCAGGAAGCUUCCCUGCACGAUGAAGAUCAAUUGGAACUUUUCUUGGGUUGCGAAUUAUGACACCUACUAGGACAUAAUUUUUGAAGCCAUCCUUCAGUGAGGCGCUUUAUGACAAUUGACAGGCACUUUGAUGCAGUUCUAUGGUUUUGGUAAAAAGAAAAAGAAUGAAACAAUGAUGCAGAUUCACACCUGGUUAAGCUGAGUCUCAAGUUGUCGUCAUCACCCAGAGGAUGUUCUUGUAACUGUAAAAACAUUGUUUUGCCAGUCAGUUUUUCUUGUUUCGGAGCUGUGAAAUCUCUUUUGCUUCUUUAUCUUGUGAAGCAUAUUCUUAAAAGACAAUUGUAUUUGGCUCAAGCCAGCUCUUGGUAUAUAUGUUUCAAGUUGAA
This is a messenger RNA of Capsicum annuum, 4253 nucleotides long. RefSeq names its product SNF2 domain-containing protein CLASSY 4. Gene Ontology annotation, molecular function: ATP binding; ATP-dependent chromatin remodeler activity. The transcript has 5 exons. The record is from RefSeq and is a predicted model, not a curated record. NCBI's taxonomy places the organism in Eukaryota, Viridiplantae, Streptophyta, Magnoliopsida, Solanales, Solanaceae. Bases 293 to 3841 code for a protein of 1182 amino acids. Gene Ontology annotation, biological process: gene silencing by siRNA-directed DNA methylation.